Messenger RNA from Paraphaeosphaeria sporulosa, 978 nucleotides. RefSeq names its product RmlC-like cupin. The transcript has 3 exons. Gene Ontology annotation, molecular function: dioxygenase activity. Lineage: Eukaryota; Fungi; Ascomycota; Dothideomycetes; Pleosporales; Didymosphaeriaceae. The record is from RefSeq and is a predicted model, not a curated record. Bases 1 to 978 code for a protein of 325 amino acids.
AUGGCUACAAAUGGAGUCAACGGUACCGUCGAGACCGUAGAUGAUGUUAUUAAGGGAGCGUCAAAAUACAAUGCGGUACCACUUUGGCCUCAGAUGGUGAAGUAUAAUCCCCCGAAGCCGAAUCCGAAAUGCAUCCCGUAUAUCUGGCGAUACGAUGACGUCCGCCCGUAUCUACUGAAGGCUGGCGAGCUUGUCAAAGAGAAAGAUGCAGAACGGAGAGUUCUGAUGUUGAUCAAUCCUAAACGAGAGGGCCCAUAUACGACGGACACGCUCUACGCAGGCCUUCAACUAGUGAUGCCAAAUGAAACUGCACCAGCGCAUCGCCACACUGCCUUUGCAUUGCGCUUUGUCAUCGAAGGAAAUGGAGGCUUUACCGCUGUCCAUGGGCAGCGCAUUCAAAUGAACCGCGGGGAUGUAAUUCUCACGCCCACAUGGAACUGGCACGACCAUGGAAAGGAUGGCUCAGGGCCGAUGAUUUGGCUGGAUGGAUUGGACUUACCCCAAUUCCAGCAUUUUCCUGUCCAUUUUGUGGAGCACUUCCAGGAGAAAAGAUACCCUGCUGAAAAUGUGGAUUCGGGGAAUAGCCCAAUCGUAUUCCCUUGGGCACACAUGAAGGAAAAGCUGGAUAGUGACCUGGGAGUGUGGGCGAAGCAGGAGUAUAGGAAAGCUGAUGGAAGCUAUGUGAGCAAGACAUUGGGUCCAUCGGCAGAGCGCAUUCAAGCUGGAAAGUCGUCAAGAUUGAGGCGCGAGACGACAUCCUGCGUAUAUCAUGUCAUUUCGGGAGAUGGUCAUUCAAUAAUAGAUGGCCAGACGCUGCGAUGGAAGCAAGGGGAUACCUUCUGCAUUCCAUCGUGGUACCCGUAUCAGCUGUUCGCUGGUGAGCACGGGACCUUGUACCUGUAUCGGUUUGACGAUAAGCCGAUGAUUGAAGCGCUCGGUUUCUAUCGAAACGAAGGUGCUGAAGACGGCAGCCAGUGA